AUGUAGUCUGUAGAUGGCAUUCACGCCGCGACCCGUUAGCGAGCGGACGUCGGGCGAGCGCUCACCACGGGCCGUAUUUUGUCUCAAUAACUUUUGUGGUUGCAGUUCAUCGUGUCGAGCUCGAGUUUGUCGCUUGUGAUCGCUCAAAAUAAACAGCGCUUAUCGAAUGACAGCAGCGGGAGUGAUACUGAAAAGUGAUGUGAUUUGUGUUGUGUUUACGUUUAGAUGUGAAGUAGUGUAGGCAGCUCAAUAUGGGUUACGCUUCGAACGGCGCGGGGCGAGCGGCCCAUGAGGCUUUACUCGCUCGCCAGGAUGCAGAGCUUCGUCUCAUGGAGGCUAUGAAGCGGAGCCUUCAGGCUAAAAUGAAGAGCGACAGGGAAUAUGCGCUGGCGCUCUCUGCCGCGGCCGCGCAGGGUCAGAAAAUGGACAAGUGCGAGGAACUAAACGGUUCUGUGAUAGCGGCUGCGUGGCGGACCAUGACGGAGGAGUGGGAGAACACCAGUCGUCUGAUCAAGGCCAACGCGGAGGCUCUGGACUCCCGCGCUCUUGACAGACUCAACACGCUUAUGACCGAACGCCGGAAGUCGCGGAAGGCGUAUCAGGAGGACCAUAGCAAGAUAUCCUCUCAAUUCACUCAGUUGUCUGAGGAAGUGCAGAGAAAGCAGAGCGAGUACCAGAAAUGCCUAGAAUCAUACAAGCAAAUGAGAGCUAAGUUUGAAGAAAAUUACCUCAAGUGUCCCACGGGUAGGGGUGGUCGCAAGUUGGACGAGACCCGGGACAAGUACGGCAAGGCUUGUCGAAGACUGCACAGGGCGCACAACGAGUAUGUGCUGCUGUUGGCCGAGGCUACGGAGUGCGAGAGGGCGUUGCGGACGGCGUCGCUACCCGCGCUGCUCGACCAGCAGAGAAGACAGGGCGAAGCCACCGCCACCUCAUGGAAGGGGAUCCUUUUAGAAGUAGUUCAACGUUCAGAUUUCAGCACGGAUAAAUUCCGGGAGAUCCAGAGCAAAAUUGAAACUUCCAUCCAAAACUUGAGGCCUCAGGAUGAGUACAAGGAGUUUAUGGAAAAGUACAAAUCACCACCUUCAACGCCAAUACCUUUCACGUUUGAUGAAAGUCUAGUCGACGAUACGAGUGGCAAACUACAACCCAACCAGCUAACUGUAGACAACCUCACAGUAGAAUGGCUGAAGGAAAAACUAACAGAGCUGGAAUCGACCCUACAAGACAACAGAGAGAAGCAAACUGCCUUACAGGGACCUGAAAUUAUCGGAAAUGGUGUCUGUAAGAACAACAACAGUGCAAUGCCUAACGGAGUCAAUGGUGUUGAUAGGCAUUCCCCCCCUCCGAUUCCGGUGACGAGUGCGGAUCCUAUGAAGCUGCUGGAGCUCCGUGUGUCGGAGCGGAAGUGCGCGCGGCAGGCCGAGCUGAUCCGCACCGCCCUGGCCGAGCUCGGCUGCGAGGAGGCGCCGAGCGGCUGCCCCGACCUCUCCACCGAAACCGUCGGAGUGGACGGCUUGGAUGGAACACCUGAUAAUCAGGACCGAGGUUCGAUCAGCUCCAAAGCGUCGGACGUGCUAAGACUGCACUUGCACUCCAUAAUACCACCCCGACCGUUCUUCAAAAUAUUCACGAGGCCGUUCCGACGCAAAUCCGUCCCGUCGAGUCCGGCGCUGCCGCCGAAAACGUUCCGAAGCAGCAGCGAGGGCCCCAGCGACUCGGUAAAGCUAAUCCGCACCAUCAACAAACGACGCCUGGUGCUAAAGAAACGUUUUCACAAGCGCGUGGAUGUCUAUGUGCAGUGUAGCAUAAAGAGAGACCCCUCCAAGAAGCGGCGCAAACGGCGACCGUGUAAAUGUCCUAAUCGUGUGGUUAGUGUAACAGAAGCGGAGCGGUCUCUCGUAGACCAAGAAUGGUUCCAUGGCGUCCUGCCUCGAGAAGAGGUGGUGAGGCUACUGAGAGCGGACGGCGACUACCUAGUCCGGGAGACCACACGGAACCACGCCAGACAACUGGUCCUGUCCGUCUGUUGGGGACAACACAAACACUUCAUCGUGCAAACAACGCCAGAGGGUCACUACCGUUUCGAGGGCGCCGCGUUUCCGUCCGUCGCGGAGCUGAUAGCGUGGCAGCGCGCGAGCGGCGUGCCCGUCACGGCGCGCUCCGGGGCGCUGUUGCGCCGCGCCGUGCCGAGGGAGACGUGGGAGCUCAACAACGACCACGUACAACUGCUGGAUAAGAUUGGCAGGGGUAAUUUCGGAGACGUAUACAAAGCGAGACUGAAAACGACGGGACAGGAGGUAGCGGUGAAGACGUGUCGAGUAGCUCUUCCUGAAGAGCAGAAGAGAACGUUUCUCCAAGAAGGUCGCAUCCUCAAGCAGUACCAACACCCGAAUAUCGUGCGACUCAUAGGGAUAGCGGUGCAGAAACAACCGAUCAUGAUCGUCAUGGAGCUUGUGUCAGGCGGUUCCCUGCUGACGUUCCUGCGCACGCGCGCGGGCGGUCUGGGCGCGCGGGCGCUGACGGGCAUGUGCCGGGACGCCGCUGCCGGCAUGCGCUACCUCGAGUCCAAGAACUGCAUACAUCGCGACCUCGCCGCCAGGAACUGCCUGGUUGGGGAUGAUCAUCAGGUGAAGAUCUCCGACUUCGGCAUGUCUCGCGAGGAGGAGGAGUACAUCGUGUCGGGCGGCAUGAAGCAGAUACCCAUCAAGUGGACCGCACCGGAGGCACUCAACUUUGGUAAAUACACGUCCCUGUGCGACGUGUGGAGCUACGGCGUGCUGAUGUGGGAGAUCUUCUCUAAGGGCGACACGCCCUACGCCGGCAUGAGCAACUCGCGCGCCAGGGAGAAGAUAGACAACGGUUACCGCAUGCCCGCGCCGGAGGGCUGUCCGGAGGAGGUGUACGGUCUGAUGCUGCGGUGCUGGGAGUACGAGCCCGACAAGAGGCCGCACUUCCACCAGAUAUACACCAUCAUAGACAACAUAUACAACAGAUAACAUACAUGAUAGGGAUUGAAACAAGUUAAAACCAGAGUAGACAGAACUAAGGAGUACCUUGACUUCAAACAAACGGGC
This is a messenger RNA of Aricia agestis (brown argus), 3077 nucleotides long. It is a transcript of the gene FER, whose product is annotated as tyrosine-protein kinase Fer. The record is from RefSeq and is a predicted model, not a curated record. Lineage: Eukaryota; Metazoa; Arthropoda; Insecta; Lepidoptera; Lycaenidae. The transcript is spliced from 15 exons. Gene Ontology annotation, biological process: peptidyl-tyrosine phosphorylation. Gene Ontology annotation, molecular function: ATP binding; non-membrane spanning protein tyrosine kinase activity. Bases 252 to 2999 code for a protein of 915 amino acids.